GCAAUUUUUCAUCUUUAGGUCCUUCUAUUUUGGUGCUUUGGAAGAAGUUUUCUUGAAAAGAGUACAAAUUUACCUAUUACAUCCCUAUACUACAGCUUAGUCAUAUAUGGAGAAACCUGCCUAAUAGACAUUUUUAACAUGGUAUUUGCAACAGACACAUUGGAUACUUAAUUAAAUAAAGCAUUGCCUAUUUUUAAAGUACUGAUAAGAAAUAAAAUUCUCUGUGGAUGUGAAUCUGUGUAGUAGCAGAAGUGGAAACCUGAAGGCUGUGUCUGACUUUUGGGAUGAUGCAGAACUGCUCCAAGCAGUAAGCUGAAUGUUUUCAGACAGCAUUAACAGCAUCAGCAAACACCACUGUGUCAGCAUCUCUUAGCAUGCAGUGUUGGGAACUACAAGAGACAGUGAACAGUGCGUGAGAGCUGAUACUCUGAUGAUGGUUUAAACAGAUUCUGAUGGACAGAUCUGCUGUUUGGUUUCUUCACUAGCCUUGGAGAUGCUGAGAGAUAGAGAUGGCUGAGCUUAUUUUUUGUAAGACAAGAAAUGCAGUCUUUUAGGGGUUUCUGGAAAUAGAGAGGUCAUGCAGCCUGGAAGCUGUGAGCACUUACAAUCUCUAAGUCAUCAGAGAAAUGACGAAGAAGCAGUUGUGGAUAGAGGUGGAACACGUUCUAUUCUCAAAACACAUUUUGAGAAAGAAGAUUUAGAAGGUCAUCGAACAUUAUUUAUUGGAGUUCAUGUGCCUUUGGGUGGAAGAAAAAGCCAUCGUCGUCACAGGCAUCGUGGUCAUAAGCACAGAAAGAGGGACAGAGAGAGAGAUUCUGGACUAGAGGAUGGACGAGAGUCACCUUCUUUUGAUACCCCAUCACAGCGGGUGCAGUUUAUUCUUGGAACUGAGGAUGAUGACGAGGAGCACAUUCCUCAUGACCUUUUCACAGAACUGGAUGAAAUUUGCUGGCGUGAAGGGGAAGAUGCAGAAUGGCGGGAGACAGCCAGGUGGUUGAAGUUUGAAGAAGAUGUGGAAGACGGAGGAGAAAGGUGGAGCAAGCCCUAUGUGGCUACGCUUUCAUUGCACAGCCUGUUUGAGUUGAGAAGCUGUGUUCUGAAUGGAACUGUGCUACUGGACAUGCAUGCCAAUACUUUAGAAGAAAUUGCAGAUAUGGUCCUUGACCAGCAGGUCAGCUCAGGUCAACUGAAUGAAGAUGUACGCCACAGAGUCCAUGAAGCACUGAUGAAGCAGCAUCAUCACCAGAACCAGAAAAAACUCACCAACAGGAUUCCCAUUGUCCGAUCUUUUGCUGAUAUUGGCAAGAAACAAUCAGAACCGAAUUCCAUGGAUAAAAAUGCAGGUCAGGUUGUUUCUCCUCAGUCUGCUCCAGCCUGUGCUGAGAAUAAAAAUGAUGUUAGCAGGGAAAACAGCACUGUUGACUUUAGCAAGGGACUGGGAGGCCAACAAAAGGGGCAUACUAGUCCAUGUGGGAUGAAACAAAGGCAUGAAAAAGGACCUCCACACCAGCAAGAGAGAGAGGUUGAUCUGCAUUUUAUGAAGAAGAUUCCUCCAGGUGCUGAGGCUUCAAACAUUUUGGUGGGAGAGCUGGAGUUCCUGGACAGAACUGUGGUCGCCUUUGUCAGGCUGUCUCCGGCUGUCUUGCUCCAAGGCUUGGCUGAAGUUCCAAUCCCAAGCAGAUUUCUGUUCAUUCUUCUGGGACCCCUGGGAAAGGGUCAACAGUACCAUGAGAUCGGCAGAUCAAUUGCAACCUUAAUGACUGAUGAGGUAUUUCAUGAUGUUGCUUACAAAGCUAAAGACCGAAAUGACUUGGUGUCAGGGAUUGAUGAGUUUCUGGACCAGGUCACAGUUCUCCCUCCUGGAGAAUGGGACCCAAGUAUCCGGAUAGAACCUCCUAAAAAUGUUCCUUCCCAGGAGAAGAGGAAGAUUCCUGCUGUACCAAAUGGAACAGCAGCUCAUGGGGAAGCUGAGCCACACGGAGGACAUAGCGGCCCCGAGCUCCAGCGAACCGGAAGGAUUUUUGGGGGACUUAUAUUAGAUAUCAAAAGAAAAGCUCCAUUCUUCUGGAGUGACUUCAGAGAUGCUUUCAGCCUGCAGUGUUUAGCAUCUUUCCUGUUUCUCUACUGCGCGUGCAUGUCUCCUGUCAUCACCUUUGGAGGACUCUUGGGAGAGGCAACUGAAGGCCGUAUAAGUGCGAUCGAAUCCCUCUUCGGAGCGUCUAUGACUGGGAUAGCCUAUUCUCUUUUUGGUGGACAGCCCCUUACCAUAUUAGGCAGUACAGGACCUGUUUUGGUGUUCGAAAAGAUUUUGUUUAAAUUUUGCAAAGAAUAUGGGCUGUCCUACUUGUCUUUACGAGCCAGUAUUGGACUUUGGACUGCAACCCUGUGUAUCAUCCUUGUGGCCACUGAUGCGAGUUCCCUUGUCUGCUAUAUCACUCGGUUUACCGAAGAAGCUUUUGCUUCUCUUAUUUGCAUCAUUUUUAUCUACGAAGCCCUGGAGAAAUUGUUUGAACUCAGUGAAGCCUACCCAAUAAAUAUGCACAACGAUUUGGAACUGCUGACACAGUACUCAUGUAACUGUAUGGAGCCACAUAGUCCCAGCAAUGAUACCCUGAAGGAAUGGAGGGAGUCCAAUAUUUCUGCCUCUGACAUAAUUUGGGGGAACCUAAGUGUGUCAGAGUGCAGAUCACUGCAUGGUGAGUAUGUUGGGCGCGCCUGCGGCCAUGGCCAUCCCUAUGUGCCAGAUGUUCUCUUUUGGUCGGUGAUCCUGUUCUUCUCCACAGUCACCAUGUCAGCCACCCUGAAGCAGUUCAAGACAAGCCGGUAUUUCCCAACCAAGGUUCGAUCCAUAGUGAGUGACUUUGCAGUUUUUCUUACAAUUCUGUGUAUGGUUUUAAUUGACUAUGCCAUUGGGAUUCCGUCGCCAAAACUACAAGUACCAAGUGUUUUCAAGCCUACGAGAGAUGACCGUGGCUGGUUUGUUACACCUUUAGGUCCAAACCCAUGGUGGACAAUUAUAGCUGCUAUUAUUCCAGCUUUGCUUUGUACAAUUUUGAUUUUCAUGGACCAACAGAUUACAGCUGUCAUCAUCAACAGAAAAGAGCAUAAGCUUAAGAAAGGUUGUGGCUAUCACCUGGAUCUGCUAAUGGUGGCCAUCAUGCUUGGGGUGUGCUCCAUUAUGGGCCUGCCAUGGUUUGUGGCCGCCACAGUCCUCUCUAUCACUCAUGUCAACAGCCUGAAGCUGGAAUCAGAAUGCUCUGCUCCAGGAGAACAACCCAAGUUUCUCGGCAUCAGGGAGCAGAGAGUGACUGGGCUCAUGAUUUUUAUUCUUAUGGGAUCCUCAGUUUUUAUGACCAGCAUUCUGAAGUUUAUCCCCAUGCCAGUGUUGUAUGGAGUGUUUCUUUAUAUGGGGGCUUCAUCUCUCAAGGGAAUUCAGUUAUUUGAUAGAAUAAAGCUCUUCUGGAUGCCUGCCAAACAUCAACCAGAUUUUAUAUAUCUAAGGCAUGUACCACUCCGGAAAGUCCAUCUCUUCACAGUCAUUCAGAUGAGUUGUCUUGGCCUUUUGUGGAUAAUCAAAGUUUCAAGAGCUGCUAUUGUCUUUCCUAUGAUGGUGUUAGCCCUGGUAUUUGUGAGAAAGUUGAUGGACUUCUUGUUUACCAAACGGGAACUCAGCUGGCUUGAUGAUUUAAUGCCUGAGAGUAAGAAAAAGAAACUUGAAGAUGCAGAAAAAGAAGAAGAACAAAGUAUGCUAGCCAUGGAAGAUGAGGGCACAGUACAACUCCCACUGGAGGGACACUACAGAGAUGACCCAUCUGUGAUCAAUAUUUCUGAUGAAAUGUCAAAGACUGCCAUGUGGGGGAACCUUCUGAUUACUGCUGACAACUCAAAAGAUAAGGAGUCACGCUUUCCUUCCAAAAGCUCCCCUUCCUAAUCACUCUAGAAGCUGAUUCCCUAAAGCGUUGAAAGUGGAAAAGAGAAGAAAGCUGCCUCAGGGAAAGGUGUUGACAGGGAGACUUGUCUAUGACUUGAUCUUCAAUUGAUUUUUUACAUAUAUAUGAGAAGAGUGUCACAAUUAUUAAUAAAACUGCUUUGAUCAUGUAUUGUAAAUCCUGUCUCCCCUCCCAAAUCCACCUUCAUACUGUAAGUAGUGCAACUGCUUGUUCCAUUUCUGUGUUUAACCCCUGAGCAGUGUGACCCCCUUGUGAGCAGAUACAAUAGCUAAUGCAAGAGUGCCCCAUGUUACUACCGAUAGACAUUCACCAACACAACAUUCUCACUGUCAUCGUUAUGAGAACAAAGCUUUCUUAAGAAAAAAAAGUCAUAUUUACCUAGUUUGUAUUUUCCUACCUUAGUAACCUAAAGAUACCUGAUAAUUUUAUUUAGAAGAAUUUUGAAAGGUAGUUUUACUUUUUAUUUUUUAUGCCUUAGCAUUAGGGACUUGUUUUGAGAGACCCAAAUCAAAAGGCUACCUUGAAAGCAUUUUUAACAAUUGUAUGUAUGUAUUUCCUGACUUAAUACAAUGCAUUUAAUACUUAAUCUCUAACUGACACUUCAGGUUAUCUGAGAAAGAAACCUGUUCAUACCUUCUUAAAAGUCAUACGCAAGAGAGUCCUGUAGUGUUUGCUUAGAACUCAAGUUGUAGCCAUGUGGUCAAGUACAAGGCUUCUAUGAAAUGCUUUAGAGAUAUUUGAAGAGUUUUGUGAGAUUUUUUUUUUUCAUUUCAAGUCUUUACCAGAAAUGUGCUAUUGACUUUCUCUCCCAUUGACAACAGUUGCCUCCCAGAUACACCUAUGACAUACACACUUAUGGAAUGCCACAUGGUGAAUCAUUGCACAUGAAAUGCCAAUCCCCGUGCAGCUGUUCUGCUGAUAAUGGACACGCACUGCUUAGUAUUGGUCCCUAUCAUGUUGUCAUGUAAGAACAACGGGUCUCCAACUGUAAUUGUUUUUGCAAAGUUCUUUUCCACAUUUUAAUUAAUUGCAUGUUGUGGAAAAAAAUCUUUGAACUAAAAUUCAGAUUCUGUUAGAAAAGGUUAUGUAAAUAUUUCAGUCCAUAUGAAACCAACUUUACUAAGCUUAUUGAAACAGGAAGGAAGUGGUGGAUUUUUUUGAAUAUUACUAAAUAUAAAGUUCAUUUAAUUUUAGAUGAAUGUGAGUUAAUAAAAAUGAAAUCUCAUAGGAUUCUUAGUUCCUAAGGAUUAUCAAUAAUUGACAUCCUUAUAAUCUUUCAGUUUCCAAGUUUACCAGAAAAUUCAGAGCCCUGUGGCUUUUAUAAACUAUAUGUACUCUAUGUAAAUGCACAUAAUUGGACAAACUCCUCUGUUACUAAGUGAAGAACAGCAAAGCCUACAUUAACUUUGACAUUUUGAUAUCUUUUGAAACAAAAAUUUCUCACAGUCUUUUCAGGAGCCAUUUUUAAUGCAAUAUGAGCUAAAUUAUGAGAAGAAUUUGCAGUUAGUAAAGUUUGUAUUUAUAAAUGGUAAAGAAAAUGCAAAACUCUCUGUUCCAAAUGUGCUGCCUUUGUGUAUGUUGUAACCUGACACUCCAUCUAAACAUUCUCACUAUUUAUGAUUUAGCAGGUCAAUCCCAAAGCAGUCUCCUAGUGUUUCCAUAUAGUAGUACCUGUUCCGUUAAAAAUGAUCAGUGAAUUAAAACCUUCACAUGAUCACUGGUUUGAACAAGCAAUCAUCCUAUGAAAUUCUGUAUUUCUGAGUAUUUUUAUAGUAAUUUUGUUCUUGUGUGAAUUUUAAUGAUAUCUCUAUCUUAAUCUUAAUAUUUUGAAAUCACAUAAAAUAUAAGAAAAUGUAGUAUUAUAUAUUUACUCCUAAUUUCAGAUUCCUGGUCAAAAUUACUGAAUAUCUUGAAUGUAAUUUAUUGCAAUGUUUAAGUAAUGUGUAAAUGUGACUAGGAUAUUGUGUUUUUCAAAACUAAGAAAUGUUAUGUGGAAAUAAAUAUUUAUCCUAAUUAAUUUUCAUGCUUAUUUUAAAGUGUGUCCUGUCUUUAUUUUUCCUUCAUAUUAACCAAUAAAUCAGGUAAAGUAUUUUAACGGUCUAAGCCUAUUUAAAUGAAGACAUCCCCCCAUUAAAAAACAUUUGUGACAUAAAACACUUCAGGAGGAUUCAAACAACUUGAACUUUAUGAACAGAAAAUAAUGUGAAGUGUGUAAGGAUGCCCAUGCUCCUUCCCCUACAGAACAGGGCACGAAUAAGGUUCCCUCUAUGGGAAAGUGAAAAGCUCAUUAGCAGGAGCUGCACUAUUAGAAUUCAUGAAUUCCUGCUUUUAACCUGUGUGGGGAAGGCAUUCCCUAAAUGUACACUUUCUGUUUGCUGUAGAGGUCAAAUGGGACCACAAUUCUUUUGUGACCAUUUAGAUUGUUGGGAAGACUAUGUUCAGAACUCUACCUGAUGAUUAAUAUUUCUCUUGACUAGUAGGCUUGCUUGUAAUUGCCCCUACUUGGGAUGACUCAGACUCCUACCUACAGACAUCCAGUUUGACCACCAUUUGUUGAAGAUACUGUCUUUUUUCCAGUGUAUAUGUCCAUAGGUGUGUAGAUUUAUGUCUGGGUUUUCAAUUUGUUCCAAUUGAUCAAUAUGACUGUUUUUAUGCUGAUUCCUUGCUGUUCUUGUUACUAUAGCUCUGUAGUACCACUUGAGGCUGGGAAUGGUGAGACCUCCAGCAGUUAUUUUAUUGUUCAGGAUUUUAGCUAUGGGGGUAAUUCAGAUUCAGAGUCUGAUAGAGACACUCCCAUGAUGACUUACAGAUCUUUCAGGAUUCUCUUAGGUCUUAGGAAUGAAGAGUUAUUCUGUUUCCUGUCUGCACUGACCUCUCUGUUUCUGUCCAGCUAAAGCCAAUUCUCUCCUGAGUUGCUUUUAUAUCAUUGACAGACUGAUUUCUAACUUUUCAGUAUGUCUGUCUUGUAUAUCCAGUUAAGGAAAUAAAGUAAAAUGCCAUCUGGGUGGCUAACAUCUAUAACAUCAGCAUUUGGGAGACUGAGCUAGGAGGACUGCCAGGAUUUUGAGGCCAGCCUGGGCUAUCAUGGGUUUAUGAUGAGCAUGGUCUAAAUAGAGCAAGUUGCUGUCUUUUAUAUAAUGAGAUGGCAACCUUCUGAAAAUUUUAUGAAAGUCAUAUUGUCUCUAAGUAUGCUGAGAGGUUGUGGUUAAUAAUCAGAAAUGACUUGUGAUUUUUCACUGGGCAUAUUUAGAUGUUCUACUUCCCUUCAGUCCUAAUGACCUCAUUUCCUCUUACUGUGGACUGAGCUUAUAUCUAGGUCCACUUCCUUUUGAGUGUGGAGUCAUAGGCUUCUGCCAGGCAACCUCAUUCCUCCAUUUGUUUGAUGGUAACGGUGGUGUCUUAGCCUUCCCUGUUAACUCUAGAGGGUCUAAUUCUGUGCUCUUGUAUUUAUCCAGACAGCAAAAGUUGCUCCAGAAGCCUAAGUAAAAUGCUGUUGUUAUGAAUGAGAAAGGAUACAUUACAACAGAGAACUCCAGCAGUGCAUAUCAGACACUACAUAGAUCUGGCACAUGAGAACAUGGGCACUUAAGGCCAGAAUCUAUGCAGUGUAUGCAGCCACCAAGGUAGAAAAAAAAAACACAGCAAAAUGCUGUGGCUAGGUGGAAAGAAGACUGGAAAGGAAGAUGCUAGGCACUGCAUAUAUAUAAAUCUCAGCCAUGCAGCAGUUCUGAGGUAGGAAGGAGUUGAAUUCAAAGAGCCUGGAUAAUGUUCCUUAAAUACUAUGCUUGUCAUAACUGCUGGUUAUUUUGCCCUGUUUGUCUGAUUUCAGCUGAAGGGCACUAUAUCUCAAGCAGGAGGUGAGAAAGGAUUUUGCUCAUCCCUAAUAGGGUGUUCGCUUUGGUUCUUAGAAGCAGAAUCAGAUUUAGUACCAUUUCUUCUCGAUAUACUGUACUUUCUUCAUCACUCAUUUCUCUGUGAUAACAAUAAAACCAAAUCUACCAGUGGAAUCCAUUUUGGUGCUUACAAUUCACAAAAUUAUGAUUUUGUAUAGAAGUAACUUACAGAGAGGACCAUCCCUUCACAUACCUUCAAGUACCCUAAAUCUUCAUGUCUCUGAGGAUUCAUGCAAUCACUGAUCAAAAUAUUUCUAAAACAACUAUGUCUGUAUCAACAUAUAUUUGCUUUUCCCCUUAACAUUCCUUUCAAUAUAAUACACAGCAUUUACAUUGUCCUGGAUAUCACAAGAAUCUGGAGAUUAUAUGAAGUAUACAGAAAGACAAACUUCCAUUUCUGUAUAGUCUAAGCCACUUUACAGGAAAUAUUUGAAGAUCAUUGGAUUUUGUUUCCUGUAUCCACAGGAGAAUCUAGAACCAAUCCCCUGUAGAUACAGAGAGAUAGAGAUAAAGAUUUUGGUUGUUGAAGGGUUACACCAUUGAAUGUUGAGUAAUCCCACUACCAUGACGGAUGCUUUUUAAGAAAUUUCACAGGCUUGGAGAAUUGAUUUGGAAAGGCUAUGUAGAGUAAAGACUUCUAUUUAAUUUGUUAACAUUUAUAGUCUAUAACAGUGGUUCUCUACUUAGGGUCACAACCCCUUGGGGGAUUGAAUGACCCUUUCACAGGGUCACAUUAGACCAUCAGAAAACACA
Molecule: messenger RNA, 8596 nt
Organism: Peromyscus leucopus (white-footed mouse)
Lineage: Eukaryota; Metazoa; Chordata; Mammalia; Rodentia; Cricetidae
Gene: Slc4a10
Product: solute carrier family 4 member 10
Exons: 27
Coding region: 578-3931 (1117 amino acids)
Biological process (GO): transmembrane transport; bicarbonate transport; monoatomic anion transport
Cellular component (GO): basolateral plasma membrane; plasma membrane
Molecular function (GO): solute:inorganic anion antiporter activity; sodium:bicarbonate symporter activity; monoatomic anion transmembrane transporter activity
Source: RefSeq, a predicted model, not a curated record